AUUCAUCUUGAGAAUAAGUGCAGGAGAGCUUUCAUCUUCAUACUUUACAUCAACAACAUCCCCCUCAUGAACUACAGAUUGAAGAAUGUCUUUUCUCUUUACAAUGUCCAGAGAGGCUUCAAUUUCUGUCCAUUCAAUUAAUGCCCACAUUUUGUCUAUAAUGGAAAAAAAGGACUACAAUUUAAAACAGAUAGAUAGAUAGAUAGAUAGAUAGAUAGAUAGAUAUUCAAAGAGAUUUAAUCAUUUCAAUAGCAACUCAAAACCGUUUUAACUUCAUUGUUGCUAUAUGUUUCCAUGGUAACAUAUUACACUUAGUUAACUGUGUUAAGAAAUCUUGUGGUUUGUCAGCAUUUUAUCGUUGUGUUCACUACACCAUUGUUCUAAGGUGUCUUUUUUACUUUCAAGUAUUUUAAUUAAUGAAAAAUUAAGUUUUACUUACCCGAUUCACCAGUAGACGGCGCAGCUGCUCCGGAAUUCACAGCGUAUGACGCGUUUCCUCGAGUGUGUGCGCGAGCAACAAAAUAACGGAAAUGUAGCGACAAAGUAACUGCGCUUUAAGACCAGCAACACAACUGACUUUUUACUUCAGUAACUCUAUAAAGACAAUGGAGUAUAAGUUGUACUUGCAAAGCAAGAGUACAAUUCCAAGUAGCACUAAAAGAAGAUGGAGUGAUUGCCAUAAAGGUUUUAGGAAAAAGCAAUAUAAAGCAUGGUUGCAAGAUCCAGUUCGUCAAGAUGACACAUCUAACAGUGAAGAUGAGAACAGUUCCUCAUGCUAUAAGACCGAAACAGCACCACAUCAUACCUCAGAUGACACAUCUAACAGUGAAGAUGAAAACAGUUCCCCAUGCUAUGAGACUGACACAGAAUCAUAUCAUACCACAAUGGAUGCUGAAGCAUAUGACAACACACAGAAUUAUGAUGGAGAGAACCCCAAAACAACACAAGACAAGAUCUAUCCCACUGCUAAGAUUAGUAAUGAAGAAUCACAACUGGCAAUUUUAUGCUAUGCUCUUAGGCACACCACAACAAAAUCCGCUCUUGGUGACUUAUUAGACCUAAUUAAUCUACAUUGCCCAGAAGGAACCAACGGAGCACCAAAUAGUCUUUACACGUUCUUGAAGGAAUUUGAUUAUAAUUCAUUUGAAAUAGUGUACAUCUGCCCCACAUGUCAUCAAUACUUUGGUAAUGAAAUCCCAGCAAAUUGUGAUUCAUGUGGUUUUGAACCAGGGGAUAAGAACUCUCUUAUUAAAUCUGGUGACGUUUUCAUGAAAUUGUCCAUAAGAAAACAAUUGGAAGACAAAAUGUCAGAUUCUACAUUUACAGCAGCACUGAAUUACAAGUGGACCAGAGUCAAAAGCAGUCCAGACAGUGUUCAAGACAUAUUUGAUGGUGAAAUGUAUAAAUCAGUAGGUCCCUGA
Onychostoma macrolepis is the source of this 1421-nucleotide messenger RNA. RefSeq lists its product as uncharacterized. The coding region runs from base 606 to 1421 and encodes 271 amino acids. The transcript has 6 exons. The record is from RefSeq and is a predicted model, not a curated record. Lineage: Eukaryota; Metazoa; Chordata; Actinopteri; Cypriniformes; Cyprinidae.